AUGAUUGCAAUGGGUUUCGUGAUGGAGGGACUACAGUUUGAUCCACAGCAUUGGCAAAACGUACUUGUGAUCGGCUUAGGAGGUGGAACUGUGUGCAACUUUUUCGGUGCUGCCAAGUCCCUAAGGGUGAACCUCACAACAGUUGAAUUGGACCCACUCAUGGUGACAAUAGCGAAUGAAUGGUUUGGGCUGCAUGAAACGCCAGUUAACACUGUUAUUGUUGAGGACGGAGUGAAAUUCCUUCAUGAAGCUGCUGAGCGAGGCGAAAAAUAUAAGUCACUCAUUCUUGACGCCUGCAAUCAUGGCAAGCAGUCGAUAAUCUGCCCGGCGGAAGAGUUUAUGAAACCUAGGGUAAUACAGGAUAUGGCAAAGGUACUCGAUAAACAUGGUGUGGUCACAGUGAAUAUUCUAUGCUCAAGAGAUAGUAUAGCAAAUGAAGAACACCUCCUUUCAAAAUACAGAGAGCAUUUCACAUCGUGUUUUCUCCUUCGAUACAAUAACUUACAACGGCUGCUCGUCUGUACACAAAGAGAAGGAUGGAGCUUCACGCUGCAAAAGGAGCGCUUCAUGCAGAAAUUCCGAGAAAUCGAUCAUCGUUUCAAAUUCGGACUAAGCGACCUCAUCUCCAAGCAGAACUGA
Molecule: messenger RNA, 639 nt
Organism: Cooperia oncophora
Lineage: Eukaryota; Metazoa; Nematoda; Chromadorea; Rhabditida; Trichostrongylidae
Source: the annotation of a GenBank genome assembly